AUGUCAAUUUUACCGUUUACUCCGCCGAUUGUGAAAAGAUUGCUGGGCUGGAAGAAGGGAGAGCAGAACGGACAGGAGGAGAAAUGGUGCGAAAAGGCAGUCAAGAGUCUGGUGAAGAAGCUGAAGAAGACGGGACAGCUGGACGAGCUGGAGAAAGCCAUCACAACUCAGAAUGUCAACACCAAGUGUAUCACCAUACCACGAUCACUAGAUGGUCGGUUGCAAGUAUCUCAUAGGAAAGGACUCCCUCAUGUGAUCUACUGUCGUCUGUGGCGCUGGCCUGACCUGCAGUCACAUCAUGAGCUCAGAGCCGUUGAACUCUGCGAGUUUGCCUUUCACACAAAAAAGGACGAGGUCUGUGUCAAUCCCUACCACUACCAGCGGGUCGAGACACCAGUUCUUCCUCCAGUGUUGGUGCCUCGUCACACUGAAAUCCCCAGUGAGUUCCCUCCUCUAGAUGACUACAGUCACUCCAUCCCAGAAAACACCAUUUUUCCUGCAGGCAUUGAACCCCAGAGCAACUACAUACCAGAGACGCCCCCUCCAGGCUACAUCAGUGAGGAUGGAGAGACCAGUGAUCAUCAGAUGAACCGCAGCAUGGACACAGGGUCUCCAAACCUGUCACCGAACCCUGUGUCUCCUACCCACAACAACUUAGAUCUACAGCCAGUGACAUACUGUGAACCAGCGUUCUGGUGCUCGAUCUCAUACUAUGAGCUGAACCAGAGAGUCGGUGAAACGUUCCAUGCCUCCCAGCCCUCUUUAACAGUAGACGGCUUCACAGACCCGUCCAACUCUGAGCGCUUCUGCCUGGGCCUGCUGUCCAAUGUGAACCGCAACGCUGCUGUGGAGCUCACGCGCAGGCACAUUGGGCGAGGUGUGCGUUUGUACUACAUUGGUGGUGAAGUGUUUGCAGAGUGUCUGAGUGACAGCGCCAUCUUUGUUCAGAGUCCCAACUGUAACCAACGUUACGGCUGGCACCCCGCCACUGUUUGCAAGAUCCCACCUGGCUGUAAUCUGAAGAUCUUUAAUAACCAGGAGUUUGCGGCUCUUUUGGCCCAGUCUGUGAAUCAGGGCUUUGAGGCCGUGUACCAGCUCACCCGCAUGUGCACCAUUCGCAUGAGCUUCGUGAAGGGCUGGGGAGCCGAGUACAGGCGGCAGACAGUGACUAGCACCCCCUGCUGGAUAGAACUGCACCUGAACGGUCCUCUGCAGUGGCUGGACAAAGUGCUCACUCAGAUGGGCUCCCCCUCCAUCCGCUGCUCGAGUGUGUCAUAGGAAAAACACUCCAUAUACCACCGGAUCCAGGAAAAAAGUUCCUUCAGGAGUAGAAGGCUGAAGACCUUCAUACCUGCCAACUAAUUGGGUUCCACAAACUCGGUAGCACUUUCAUGUUGGAGGAGUGUAUUACAGAAUGUGUAUAUACUCGUUUUUAUGUUAUUGGUAGCCAUUUUUAUUGCCAUUAUUGAUAUCAAAUAUGGCCAUUUAUGACAUAUUUAGUUAUAUACUGUUUCACAUGUAUGUAAGUUCUCUCCUCUGUUGUGUCCAUUAUGAUUCUUUUAUAUUAGGUACAUUUUUACCAUAAAAUAGGCUUGUUUUUUUUUAGAGACAUGAAAAAAGUGCUUUUUUGUUAAGUGAAUACAUCAUAUUUUUCGAAUAUCAGUUAAACUGUAUUUUUGAUAUUUUUUUGGUUUGAUCAAACUGAAAUUUGCCCCCUGUCACAAUGUUAUGUAGUACAUAUAAAGAGGUUUUGACCUUCCUCAUGAGAAAGAAACAGGAUGUCUUUGACUAAGCGGUGUGUUCAGAGAUUGGAAACUCAAAUUUAUUAUUGUUUUUGAUUCCACAAAACACCACAUUUCCAUAUCCCGUUUUGUCCUAGUCUGUGAAAUGUGCUGGACAGCACUUUAAAAAAACAUACAUUAGCUCUUCAGCUUUAUAAAAUUCCCUAAACAGAAUACUAUAUAACAAACUUACAUACCAGUUUAUGUAACAUGCUUCUAUGCUUCACAAAAUCUAAGUUUGUUUAAAUGUUUGGGGAUUUUGUCAUUGUACAGGUUCAGUUCAGAUACUUCUCCUACAGCAGAUUUCCAGUUUUAGUGUUUUUCAUCUCUUAACCCGGACCUGUGUGUGUUUGGAGGUUACUUGAGGGUGUUUUACCUGUUCCAGCCGUCGUCUGUGAGCGUUAUGUAGUGUCUGGUCUGUUGUUGAGUUCAACUUUGUCUGCAGCGAACCGGCUGUCUGUUUUGCGCGAAUGAAUGUGAAUUAUUAUUGGGUUUUAUAGGAUUCACCACUCACAACUCCACGUGUUGAGCCGCGCUUUCAUUCGUUGUUCUUUAGUGAGUGGGUGAGGAGCUGUUCAAGGUCUGGUGAGGUCUCCCAGUUGUCCACUUUGGAAAAUAAAUUUCCUCAUGUGGUAGUUUUUGAAAACUGGGCAUUACAUAAUUUUGAGCUCUAUAUAUAGUUUAUGCUUCAUAUCUCACAGUGUUAGUUUUGUCUGUGGAUAUGUACUGCACACUCACUCAGUUUCAUUUCUAGAGGAUGUGGGAACCCAAGGACUCACAGGUAAGUGUGCCUUCGCAUCAACUUUCACAACAGAGUUUGUAAAUAGUAUAUAGGAGACUUCUUCACAGGCAUUCAUCCAUAUUGAGUAAGUGGGUUGUCCAAUGUUGGACCACUCAGGGUUGUGAUCUAUUCUCAGCUGAACUUGUAAAUAUGUCUGAUAAAUUGAUUAUGCAUGCCUAUUUUCUGAAAAUCAUGCCAUUUGUACUGUAGACUAUUUUGCUACCAAAUAUUUUUUCAGAAGUGUGACGGGAAAGUAAAUGCUCUUACCUCUGUGUUUGUAACCGUCGAAAGGGGGGUGGGCUGCACUGCUGGCAGGUUUUUAUAUGGUUGUAUUUUUAUAUACGUCGGAUACUCAAAGGAUAUGGGGAAGGGAAAAGUCACAAUGGGUUUUGUGAAAGCCAGUUAAAUAGCAUCAGGUCAGUGUGAUUCGCUUGCAAUGAGGAGCUCUUUCCAGGCUUUUUGAAAUCUCUGGUGUCACAAUGUGUUAUAAAGGAAUCAUGGAGGAAAAUUGCAUUUAGGUGCAUCGUACUUCACAGAUAGGAGAAAAGAUGUGUAACAUCUGUUUGCUUAAAUGUUAAUAAGGACUGUUGUGCGAUUUAGGACUUUGAUAAAGUCAGUGUGUUGUAUGACUUGGAUUCCUUGAAAUGUAUUUAAAAUCUCUUGAUGUCAUCCGGCAAGACAAAAUAGAAGGUACUUGUAUUUUUCAGGAAAUGAUUUGUUGUCCAUUUAAGCAACAUUAACUGUUUUCUUUGAUAGGAAGAAAAUCAAAUCUCAUUCUCUCAACAAAUUGUUGAACAUAUUUUAAGUAAUGUGCAUUUAUUGUGCUUGUGUUAAACUUUCACAUUCAGUGACGUUGUGACUUAGUGGUGAUUGUUGUGCUUGACAUGUUAGAUUUUUUUUCUCUGUAUAAGUAUAUAACCUUUAUUAUUUCUCUCUGUCUUUAAAGUUUGUCAGGAGAAAAAAAUUAUUGUUUAUUAUUGUUGUACUUUUAAUAAA
Messenger RNA from Pimephales promelas (fathead minnow), 3558 nucleotides. RefSeq names its product SMAD family member 3a (gene smad3a). The record is from RefSeq and is a predicted model, not a curated record. Gene Ontology annotation, cellular component: heteromeric SMAD protein complex. Gene Ontology annotation, biological process: cell differentiation; positive regulation of transcription by RNA polymerase II; SMAD protein signal transduction. NCBI's taxonomy places the organism in Eukaryota, Metazoa, Chordata, Actinopteri, Cypriniformes, Leuciscidae. Gene Ontology annotation, molecular function: DNA-binding transcription factor activity, RNA polymerase II-specific; I-SMAD binding; RNA polymerase II cis-regulatory region sequence-specific DNA binding.